Messenger RNA from Hipposideros armiger (great roundleaf bat), 2502 nucleotides. It is a transcript of the gene TNFRSF1A, whose product is annotated as TNF receptor superfamily member 1A. The record is from RefSeq and is a predicted model, not a curated record. Gene Ontology annotation, molecular function: tumor necrosis factor receptor activity; tumor necrosis factor binding. Lineage: Eukaryota; Metazoa; Chordata; Mammalia; Chiroptera; Hipposideridae. The transcript has 15 exons. Bases 302 to 2212 code for a protein of 636 amino acids. Gene Ontology annotation, cellular component: membrane raft; signaling receptor complex. Gene Ontology annotation, biological process: tumor necrosis factor-mediated signaling pathway; inflammatory response; prostaglandin metabolic process.
AACACCCAUUUGCCACUCUCCCUACCCCUCCCACCUCCUCUUUUCUCCUCUUGCUUUAAUUUUGUCGGAGUUCUCCGGACUCAGGCUCAGGUUCGGGCCUUCGGGGUUUGUGGCCUCUGGGACCCGGUCAUAAUUUCCAUCCCAGUCGCAACUCGUAAGUCCCCUACUCAAGGCCCAGGCUCCAUUUGGGACCUGCCGACCCGCUCAUGCCGGGACUCUGUCGCUGCCACCCGCCUGCCGCCGCCACUGCCGCCACUGCCUGAGCCCUGAUGGGGGAGUGAGAGGUCACAGCUGGCCGGACAUGGGCCUCCCCACCGUGCCUGGCCUGCUGCUGCCACUGGUGCUCCUGGCUCUGUUGGUGGAAAUAUCCCCCUCCGGGGUUACUGGACUGGUCCCUCACUUCAGGAACCGGGAGAAAAGAGACAGCAAGUGUCCCCAGGGAAAAUACAGCCACCCUCAAAACAAUUCCAUUUGCUGUACGAAGUGUCACAAAGGGACCUACCUGUACAAUGACUGUCCCGGCCCAGGGCUGGACACGGACUGCAGGAAGUGUGAAAAUGGCACCUUUACUGCUGUUGAGAACUACUUCCGUCAAUGCUUCAGCUGCCGGAAGUGCCGAAAAGAAAUGGGCCAGGAGGAGCUUUCUCCUUGCACAGUGGACCAGGACACUGUGUGUGGCUGUAAGAAGAACCAGUACCAGAAACAUUGGAAUGGCGAUCUUUUCCGGUGCCUGAACUGCAGUCUCUGCCUCAAUGGCACGAGGCAAAUCCCAUGCAAGGAAAAACAGAACACCGUAUGUGCCUGCCACAAGGGGUUCUUCCUAAGAGACAACGAAUGUGUGUCCUGUGAUAACUGUAAGCCAAACACGGAGUGCGUGAAGUUUUGCCAAACCCCAUCUGAAAUCUGGAGCCCUGAUAAGGACUCUCAGGACACAGUUCUUCCCCAGGUGCUCCUGGCUCUGUUGGUGGAAAUAUCCCCCUCCGGGGUUACUGGACUGGUCCCUCACUUCAGGAACCGGGAGAAAAGAGACAGCAAGUGUCCCCAGGGAAAAUACAGCCACCCUCAAAACAAUUCCAUUUGCUGUACGAAGUGUCACAAAGGGACCUACCUGUACAAUGACUGUCCCGGCCCAGGGCUGGACACGGACUGCAGGAAGUGUGAAAAUGGCACCUUUACUGCUGUUGAGAACUACUUCCGUCAAUGCUUCAGCUGCCGGAAGUGCCGAAAAGAAAUGGGCCAGGAGGAGCUUUCUCCUUGCACAGUGGACCAGGACACUGUGUGUGGCUGUAAGAAGAACCAGUACCAGAAACAUUGGAAUGGCGAUCUUUUCCGGUGCCUGAACUGCAGUCUCUGCCUCAAUGGCACGAGGCAAAUCCCAUGCAAGGAAAAACAGAACACCGUAUGUGCCUGCCACAAGGGGUUCUUCCUAAGAGACAACGAAUGUGUGUCCUGUGAUAACUGUAAGCCAAACACGGAGUGCGUGAAGUUUUGCCAAACCCCAUCUGAAAUCUGGAGCCCUGAUAAGGACUCUCAGGACACAGGCACCGCAGUGCUGUUGCCCCUGGUGAUCUUCUUGGCUCUCUGCCUUUUAUCCCUCCUGUUCAUGGGUUUUGUAUGCCGCUUCCAACGAUGGAAGCCCAAGCUCCUCUCCAUUUUUUGUGGGGAAUCGACACCUCCAAAUGAGGGGGACCCCGAGCACCCGGCCUCAGCUUCAAGCUUCAGUCCCAUCCCCAGCUCCCCCUUCAACCCUACCGACUGGUCCAAUUUCAGGCCUGCAUCACCCCCCAAAGAGAAGGUUUUACCCCACCAGGAGAUUGGCCCCCUCCUCUCAGCGGCUCCAGCCUCCACCCCCAUCCCCACCCCUCUUCAGAAGUGGGAGGACAGGGCCCACACACAGCGCGCUGACACCGACCCGGCAACGCUGUAUGCGGUGGUGGAUCGCGUGCCCCCGUCGCGCUGGAAGGAGUUCAUGCGGCGGCUGGGGCUGAGUGAGAACGAGAUUGAGAGGCUGGAGCUACAGAACGGGCGCUGCCUGCGCGAAGCGCAUUACAGCAUGCUGGCGACCUGGCGGCAGCGCACACCACGACGAGAAGCCACACUGGAGCUGCUGGGCCUUGUGCUCCGCGACAUGGACCUGCUCGGCUGCCUGGAGAGCAUCCAGGAGGCACUGUGUGGCCCCACCUCCCUCUCACCCGUCUCCCGCCUGCCCUGAUGAGGCCACGCCCCCUGGGAGGGGCCUGCCCUGAGGACAGCGGCUUUCUGCCACAGGGCGCCCCACGGACCUUGCAAGAUGCUCUCUAGACCCCCUUUUUUAUGGAGAGGAAGGGUCUUGGAGGGGCAGGCAUGAGCUGGCAGCCAUUUACUUGGUGCUAUUCCCUCAGUGUACAUAGCUUUUCUCAGCUGUCUGAACACUGCUGGAGGGUCAGCUCUGUGUGUGUGUUUGUGUGUGUGUGUGUGUGUGUGUGUGUGUGUGUGUGUGUGUGUGUGAGAGAGAGAGAGAGA